This is a messenger RNA of Parnassius apollo (apollo), 6414 nucleotides long. NCBI's taxonomy places the organism in Eukaryota, Metazoa, Arthropoda, Insecta, Lepidoptera, Papilionidae. The record is from the annotation of a GenBank genome assembly.
AUGGAAGGAAGUCAUAACGCAGAAAAUAUAGCCAGUAUGUUGGAUGCUACUCUCUCAAAAUGGGAUAUCAGGUCAAAAUGUGAAGCAAUAACGACUGAUAACGCUCAAACAAUGAUUAACGCCGCAGCCAAACUGCAUAUACGACAUAUACCCUGCUUUGCGCACACACUAAACCUGACGGUAAGUGAUUCGUUUGCUGUGACCUGCUUAGACCAGAUUCUGAAAAAAUGUAAAUCGAUUGUGACUUUUUUCAAGAUGAGUACUCUAGCUAGCGAUAAAUUACGGGCUAUUCAACGUGAAUUAAAUAAACCAGAACUGAAAGUGAUCCAGGAAGUACCCACCCGCUGGAACAGUGCAUACCACAUGCUGCAAAGAAUUGUUACAAUGAAGACAGAAUUAACUCUCGCACUUAAUGAAUGUAAUCGGGCUCCACCAGGAGUCAAUGCUGACGAAUACCUAAUUAUUCAAGAAACAAUUCAAAUUCUGGAACCUUUCGAUCUAGCUACAACAAAAAUUUCCGGAGAAAGCUAUAUAACAUUGUCACUGAUAAUACCAUUGAUUCGUGGAAUAAAAACGAAAUUAGUAGAAGUUGAAUCUCAAAUUGUUACUGAAAGCGGAAACAAAAUAUUACUCUGCAUGAAGGGAUCAGUUGACAAAAGACUAAGUCCCUAUGAAAGCAGGACACCUGUUGUACUUGCUACAAUAUUGGACCCCAGAUUUAAGAAGAAGGGGUUCAAAACAAGUGACGACGAGAAGCGAGCUGGUCAGUGGCUGGAAAAGGCCUAUGCUAGCCAUUUAACUAAAGAACGCUUGGCUGUAGAAGAAACGCAACCAACACCAUCCACGUCUUCAGGAACAUCUAAUGACCUGUUGGGAUUUCUAGACGUUCCGGACGUAUCGACCCCGUUGAGUAACUCAUUGGUAGAUGUCAGGCAAUAUCUCGAGAAGCCAGUAAUUGACAGAAAAGAGUGUCCUAUAACAUACUGGAAAUACACCAACAAUAAAUUGAAGGAAUUAGCGAUGCUCUAUCUCUGUAUUCCAGCAUCUUCUGUGCCUUCAGAACGAAUAUUUUCGAAGGCCGGACAAAUUUUAACCGAACGCAGAAAUAGGUUAAAAGAAAAAAGAUUAAAUGAAUUGUUGUUUAUAAAACAAAAUAGCUUACACCACACACAUCAUACCACUGUACGGCACUACAACACACCACACACAUCACACCAUUGCACGGCACUACAACACACCACACACAUCACACCAUUGCACGGCACUACAACACACCACACAUCACAUCACUUGCACGGCACUACAACACACCACACACAUCACACCAUUGCACGGCACUACAACACACCACACACAUCACACCACUGCACGGCACUACAACACACCACACACAUCACACCAUUGCACGGCACUACAACACACACACACAUCACACCACUGCACGGCACUACAACACACCACACACAUCACACCGCUGCACGGCACUACAACACACCACACACAUCACACCACUGCACGGCACUACAACACACCACACACAUCACACCACUGCACGGCACUACAACACACCACACACAUCACACCACUGCACGGCACUACAACACACCACACACAUCACACCGCUGCACGGCACUACAACACACCACACACAUCACACCACUGCACGGCACUACAACACACCACACACAUCACACCACUGCACGGCUCUACAACACACCACACACAUCACACCAUUGCACGGCACUACAACACACCACACACAUCACACCACUGCACGGCACUACAACACACCACACACAUCACACCACUGCACGGCACUACAACACACCACACACAUCACACCGCUGCACGGCACUACAACACACCACACACAUCACACCACUGCACGGCACUACAACACACCACACACAUCACACCACUGCACGGCACUACAACACACCACACACAUCACACCGCUGCACGGCCUUUACAACACACACACACACAUCACACCACUGCACGGCACUACAACACACCACACACAUCACACCACUGCACGGCACUACAACACACCACACAUCACACCACUGCACGGCACUACAACACACCACACACAUCACACCACUGCACGGCACUACAACACAUCACACACAUCACACCACUGCACGGCACUACAACACACCACACACAUCACACCACUGCACGGCACUACAACACACCACACACAUCACACCACUGCACGGCACUACAACACACCACACACAUCACACCACUGCACGGCACUACAACACACCACACACAUCACACCAUUGCACGGCACUACAACACACCACACACAUCACACCACUGCACGGCACUACAACACACCACACACAUCACACCACUGCACGGCACUACAACACACCACACACAUCACACCACUGCACGGCACUACAACACACCACACACAUCACACCACUGCACGGCACUACAACACACCACACACAUCACACCAUUGCACGGCACUACAACACACCACACACAUCACACCACUGCACGGCACUACAACACACUACACACAUCACACCACUGCACGGCACUACAACACACCACACACAUCACACCGCUGCACGGCACUACAACACACCACACAUCACAUCACUGCACGGCACUACAACACACCACACACAUCACACCAUUGCACGGCACUACAACACACCACACACAUCACACCACUGCACGGCACUACAACACACCACACACAUCACACCACUGCACGGCACUACAACACACUACACACAUCACACCGCUGCACGGCACUACAACACACCACACACAUCACACCACUGCACGGCACUACAACACACCACACACAUCACACCAUUGCACGGCACUACAACACACCACACACAUCACACCACUGCACGGCACUACAACACACCACACACAUCACACCGCUGCACGGCACUACAACACACCACACACAUCACACCACUGCACGGCACUACAACACACCACACACAUCACACCACUGCACGGCACUACAACACACCACACACAUCACACCACUGCACGGCACUACAACACACCACACACAUCACACCACUGCACGGCACUACAACACACCACACACAUCACACCACUGCACGGCACUACAACACACCACACACAUCACACCACUGCACGGCACUACAACACACCACACACAUCACACCACUGCACGGCACUACAACACACCACACACAUCACACCGCUGCACGGCACUACAACACACCACACACAUCACACCACUGCACGGCACUACAACACACCACACACAUCACACCACUGCACGGCACUACAACACACCACACACAUCACACCACUGCACGGCACUACAACACACCACACACAUCACACCACUGCACGGCACUACAACACACCACACACAUCACACCACUGCACGGCACUACAACACACCACACACAUCACACCACUGCACGGCACUACAACACACCACACACAUCACACCACUGCACGGCACUACAACACACCACACACAUCACACCACUGCACGGCACUACAACACACCACACACAUCACACCACUGCACGGCACUACAACACACCACACACAUCACACCACUGCACGGCACUACAACACACCACACACAUCACACCACUGCACGGCACUACAACACACCACACACAUCACACCACUGCACGGCACUACAACACACCACACACAUCACACCACUGCACGGCACUACAACACACCACACACAUCACACCACUGCACGGCACUACAACACACCACACACAUCACACCACUGCACGGCACUACAACACACCACACACAUCACACCACUGCACGGCACUACAACACACCACACACAUCACACCACUGCACGGCACUACAACACAUCACACACAUCACACCACUGCACGGCACUACAACACACCACACAUCACACCACUGCACGGCACUACAACACACCACACACAUCACACCGCUGCACGGCACUACAACACACCACACACAUCACACCACUGCACGGCACUACAACACACCAACACAUCACACCACUGCACGGCACUACAACACACCACACACAUCACACCGCUGCACGGCACUACAACACACCACACACAUCACACCACUGCACGGCACUACAACACACCACACACAUCACACCACUGCACGGCACUACAACGCACAAAACACACACACCACUGCACGGCACUACAACACACCACACACAUCACACCACUGCACGGCACUACAACACACCACACACAUCACACCACUGCACGGCACUACAACACACAACACACAUCACACCACUGCACGGCACUACAACACACCACACACAUCACACCACUGCACGGCACUACAACACACCACACACAUCACACCACUGCACGGCACUACAACACACCACACACAUCACACCACUGCACGGCACUACAACACACCACACACAUCACACCACUGCACGGCACUACAACACACCACACACAUCACACCACUGCACGGCACUACAACACACCACACACAUCACACCACUGCACGGCACUACAACACACCACACACAUCACACCACUGCACGGCACUACAACACACCACACACAUCACACCACUGCACGGCACUACAACACACCACACACAUCACACCACUGCACGGCACUACAACACACCACACACAUCACACCACUGCACGGCACUACAACACACCACACACAUCACACCACUGCACGGCACUACAACACACCACACACAUCACACCACUGCACGGCACUACAACACACCACACACAUCACACCACUGCACGGCACUACAACACACCACACACAUCACACCACUGCACGGCACUACAACACACCACACACAUCACACCACUGCACGGCACUACAACACACCACACACAUCACACCACUGCACGGCACUACAACACACCACACACAUCACACCACUGCACGGCACUACAACACACCACACACAUCACACCACUGCACGGCACUACAACACACCACACACAUCACACCACUGCACGGCACUACAACACACCACACACAUCACACCACUGCACGGCACUACAACACACCACACACAUCACACCACUGCACGGCACUACAACACACCACACACAUCACACCACUGCACGGCACUACAAUACACCACACACAUCACACCACUCCACGGCACUACAAUACACACACACACAUCACACCAUUGCACGGCACUACAACACACCACACACAUCACACCACUGCACGGCACUACAACACACCACACACAUCACACCACUGCACGGCACUACAACACACCACACACAUCACACCACUGCACGGCACUACAACACACAACACACAUCACACCACUGCACGGCACUACAACACACCACACACAUCACACCACUGCACGGCACUACAACACACCACACACAUCACACCACUGCACGGCACUACAACACACCACACACAUCACAUCACUGCACGGCACUACAACACACCACACACAUCCCACACCAUUGCACGGCACUACAACACACCACACACAUCACACCAUUGCACGGCACUACAACACACCACACACAUCACACCACUGCACGGCACUACAAUACACCACACACACACCACGACACGGCACUACAACGCACUAAACACUACACCAUUGCACGACAGUACAACACAUCACAUCAUACCUUUGCACGACACGAAAUCGUGGAUGUUACCAUUCGUUUUCAGUAUUGUAGAGCAAAUAAUGAGAAAAAUAAUGUUUUCAGGCACCCUGCGCGUGCGCAGCGUAGACAUCUACGACCCCGGCGCGGACGCGUGGGCGCCCGGGCCGCCGCUGUGCGCGCGCCGCUCUACGCUCGGCGUCGCCGUCGUCGGCAACGUCAUCUACGCGGUGGGCGGGUUCGACGGUGCGUCGGGUCUGUCCUCGGCGGAGGCGAUGGACGCACGCGAGGGCGUUUGGCGGCCCAUCGCCAGCAUGAGCACGCGGCGCUCGAGCGUGGGCGUGGGCGUGCUGGGCGGCCGACUGUACGCCGUGGGCGGGUACGACGGUGCCGCGCGCGCCUGCCUGCACACGGUGGAGCGCUACGAGCCCGCGGCGGACGCGUGGCAGCCCGUGGCCGAGAUGGGCGCGCGGCGCUCGGGCUGUGGCGUGGGCGUGGCGGAGGGCGCGCUGUACGCGGUGGGUGGCCACGACGGGCCCACGGUGCGGCGCUCGGUGGAGCGCUUCCGCGAGGGCGCGGGCUGGGCGCCGGCGCCGCCCAUGGCCAGCGCGCGCCGGACCGCCGGCGUGGUGCAGCACGCCGCGCGCCUCUACGUGGUGGGCGGAGAUGACGGCGCCGCCAAUCUCGCCACCGUUGAGGUAUUCGAUCCGGCGACGGAGAGCUGGACGACGCUGAGCGGCGGCAUGUCGGUGGCGCGCUCGUAUGCGGGCGUGGCCGUGCUGGACGAGCCGGCGUGA